Molecule: messenger RNA, 1372 nt
Organism: Synchiropus splendidus (mandarinfish)
Lineage: Eukaryota; Metazoa; Chordata; Actinopteri; Syngnathiformes; Callionymidae
Gene: ccr9a
Product: chemokine (C-C motif) receptor 9a
Exons: 3
Coding region: 129-1232 (367 amino acids)
Biological process (GO): chemotaxis; G protein-coupled receptor signaling pathway; immune response
Cellular component (GO): membrane
Molecular function (GO): scavenger receptor activity; chemokine receptor activity; chemokine binding
Source: RefSeq, a predicted model, not a curated record
GCACAAUAAGUCAUGCAGGUCAACACGUGUCUGUCUAACUUCUGCUUUCCCGACGUCAACGUUGUGAUGGUUCUUUCAACAUCAGUGGAUGACAAACGCUUGAAGACAACAAGAAGACUGAUUCGGUGAUGGACGAUCUGGAUCUGAUGACCUUGCCCCCCUCUGAGGAACAGACGCAUGGUGACUUGCUCACUUCCACCGUCUACUACGAUUAUCCUGAAAUGUGGUGCAACAUGGAAUCCCUGAGAGACUUCCGGCGCAUCAGCGAGCCGCCGCUCUUUUGGACAAUAGCGGUGGUGGGUGGCGUGGGAAACCUCACAGUUCUGUGGAUCUACCUCAUUCUGCGAAGGCGGUUGAAGACCAUGACGGAUGUUUACCUGCUGAACCUGGCAGUGGCCGACCUGCUCUUCCUGGUCACGCUGCCGCUGUGGGCGGCCGAGGCUGCAGGUAGCUGGACAUUCGGCUCCACUGUGUGUAAGGUCAACUCCGCCCUCUACAAGGUCAACCUGUUCAGUGGUAUGCUCCUGCUCACUUGCAUCAGUGUGGACCGCUACAUUGUCAUUGUUCAGACCACCGUGGCCCAUAACUCUCGGGCAGAGCGCCGGCGCGGCAGCCGGCUGGUGUGUGGCGCUGUGUGGCUGGUGUCUCUGCUGCUUGCAAUGCCAGAGCUCAUUUUCGCCGCCUCGCACACGCCGGACGACGGCUCCCCAGAGGUCUGUCGAAUGGUGUUUCCGGCAGAGCUGGGCACCCAAACCAAGAUGCUGGUUCUAUUGCUGCAGGUGACGAUGGGCUUCUGUCUGCCCUUCGCAGUCAUGACCGUCUGCUACAGCAAAGUUGUCACCACGCUCCUCAAAACUCGUAACUUCCAGAAGCACAAGGCCAUGCGGGUCAUCUUGGCAGUCGUGGCAGCCUUCUUGUUGACACAGCUGCCGUACAAUGGAGCCCUGAUAUAUGAAGCAGCACAGGCUGGAGGCGCCGCGGUUGCCGACUGCGAGCAGCUGAAGCUGUGGUCCAAAGCCCAGCAGAUACUCAAGGGUUUAGCUUACACCCACGCCUGCUUGAAUCCCAUCCUCUACACCUUCAUUGGCGUUCGCUUCCGUAGCGACUUCCUGCAGCUACUCCGCUGCUGCAGGGCCACUAAGGUUCCAGGGAGCACGAAGAGCAAGUCCAGCAAGAGCUCAAGGACACCCGCCCUGUCUGACAGUGACACUUCUCAAGCGCUGUCCCUGUGAGUCAGCUGCACCCUUCACCAGUCUCUCGCUCCUCGCUUCUCUGCCGCCUGAGUGACAUGCAAGAGCAACACGCUAAAGAGCCAACUGGCACCAACUUGCUUCUAAGACCUCUGUGUUUGCAGUUGAAGAAGCAGAUUUAU